Messenger RNA from Eriocheir sinensis (Chinese mitten crab), 1868 nucleotides. RefSeq lists its product as uncharacterized. Bases 346 to 1695 code for a protein of 449 amino acids. Gene Ontology annotation, molecular function: nucleic acid binding. NCBI's taxonomy places the organism in Eukaryota, Metazoa, Arthropoda, Malacostraca, Decapoda, Varunidae. The record is from RefSeq and is a predicted model, not a curated record. The transcript is spliced from 2 exons.
CACACACACACACACACACACACACACACACACACACACACACACACACACACACACAUGGAAAUACCUACUACUGGUGCAUGCUGUAUUCCUGAAGUAGUUACAUAGAUAUGCGUUAUAUCGUACUGUAUUUGUCAUUUUAUAUUUGAUAGUGAUUUUACGUGGAAAUAAAGGCGAGAGUAGGGUAAAGUGGAGGGUGAUAACGAGCGUGAAUGAUGGCAGUCAGGUAGUUUGAUGAUGUCGAGCAUUUGGAACAGACCCGAGAUAUCUUUUUUGUGACCCGGGCUUACAGUUACAGUCCAAUAAACUCUGGCGUACACGACGGUGGCUCCAUGGCUGCACAAUAUGGCAUACGUUAUACGUCAUUGUCCCCGUGGGUGCAGGAACGGAUUUGUAAUGAGGCUUUUCUCCCUGUAUGCUAUGGAGAAAGCAGACAACCGGCUGAGGGUCCGUUUGGAUAGGGUGUAUGACAGGGUCGCUGAUGCAGUCGGGAUGAGCGUAAUGGCGGUACGGAUGAUGGUGCACCGGCAGCACAGCACGAAAUGUCAGCCUGGGACACCACCACCAACGCCAACUGCGACACCUCCCACAACACCGCCAGUCUUCGACAGUUUCACUGUCGGUGCCAUUCGUCGCAAAGUGUACGGAAAGUUCGCCGCUAAACAAGCUAUAACAAUAGCUUCCCUGACGGAGGACCUGAAGACGGCGUGCAUCAUCCCGGAGGGAACCUCGCUCACGUCGAUGUGGCGACUCCUUCAUAACAUGGGAUUCCGCUAUAGGACAUCACAGCGGAAGAUGUAUGUGAGGAAGGAGUCCCUGUAUGUCGUGUGCCGACGGUUUAGUGCUCUCCGGGCACUCAGACGGCACCGGGAGGAUGGGAGGCAGGUGGUGUAUCUGGAUGAGACGUGGUUCACCACCAGGAUGCACCACAGCAUGGAGUGGGUGGACAGCACCCAGCCUGCCACUAGCGACAUGUACAGCCGUCAGGUGCCACCCGGAGAAGGGGAGCGCUUUGUGGUGGUCGCAGCUGGGACAGCCGAUGGUUUUGUGGAAAAUACGUUCCUUUGCUUCCACACCAAUACAACCAGCGGUGACUACCACGGCGAGGUGAACGGGGAUCUCUUCCUUCGCUGGCUCACAUCACAGCUCCUGCCAUCGCUGGCUGAGCCGUCAGUACUGGUGCUGGACAAUGCACCAUAUCACAGCAAGCUGACAGAGGAGAGUCGCUGCCCCACUACCGCCACCAAGAAAGGGGAUCUUAUUAAAUGGCUGGAGCAAUACAGGGUGCCCUUCCCACCACACGCGACACGGCCUGAGCUCCUCCUCAUAUGCAAACAACACCGACCACAGCCACAAUACAUCGUCGACAACACCAUCCGCAUGUGGGGCCACGAAGUCGUCCGCUUGCCACCAGCUCAUCCAGAGCUUAACGCCAUAGAGCAGGUGUGGGGGCACAUGAAAAGACACGUGCGCUCGUCCUUACACCGUUUCACCCGGGCGGACCUGCAGGCCAGGCUGGAGGAGGCAAGGCUUUCUGUCACGCCAGAGGUGUGGGCGGGUGCGGUGCGGCGAUCCCAGAGCUUUGAGGAGGAGUACUGGUCCACGGACAACAUACACCAAAGCGUAGAUCCUGUCAUCAUAAACCUCGACAGUGAUGACGAGGAUGACUUAUUUUUGGAAAGCGACGGAGAGUAAAAUAAAAUGUAUUUACUCAUGUUUGCAUGACUUGCCACCUCAUCAUAUAUUCGCUUCCUGCCAUGGUCUACUAUGAACUAUUAAGUAAACCUCGCUACAACCUCCACUUCCCUUUCCUAUGAAAUAUUUAUAAAUUGUUAUAACAGUAAUAAUAAUAAUAAUAAUAAUAAUAA